Molecule: messenger RNA, 1027 nt
Organism: Rubroshorea leprosula
Lineage: Eukaryota; Viridiplantae; Streptophyta; Magnoliopsida; Malvales; Dipterocarpaceae
Source: the annotation of a GenBank genome assembly
GUUUUCUUCUUGUUUUCUUUCCAUGGCUCUUUCGUGUAUACUGGCUUGGAAUUGUCGCACUUUUGGUGAGGUUUACUCGGUCCUUGAGUCAAACCAAUUUGGCCUCCAACAUAUGCCAAACACUAUCCUGCUCCCUGCAACAAACCAACCGGGGAUGGAGAUGAAUCUGUUUCGAAUAGAUCUCGGGUUGGAUCACGUUUCUGUGUGGAAUUGUGCAGAGAGAAGGGGCGGCUUGACUCUGCUUUGGAGUGAGGAGAGUAACCUUCAAGUUUCCUCUUUCUCACCAUUGAUAGAUCUAGGGAUGGUUUUGUUGUUCUGCAGGCAAUUGUGCAUAGAGAAACCAUCUCACAUCGAUGUUGUAAUUGUAGAUCCAGGUGGUUGUCAAUGGCCAUCAACAGGGUAUUUUGGCCAAUCAGAGAUGGUUUCUCCUAUGACUCGACGGCGUUUAGGUGAUUUCAAGGAUUUUUUUAGCAGAUUGGCAAAGGAGAGGGGCUUUCUCAAAUUCCAGUUGAUUUCUGCGGCAGGGGCCAAAAGGGGAGAAAGCCGGUGGAGGUUGAUUGGAGACGUCGGAGGUGUUCUGCAAGGGGAGAAUGCCAUUUCAGAUCAUGGUUGGGAGCCCAUGGCGACGAGGGAGGUGCCUGGGUUUGUAUGGAGGGGCUCUAGUUCCCUCCUGUUAAUUGAAACUAUUUUAGGGACGACAUAUAGUGGGCUGGGGACUGCUGAUGUCGAAUUUUCCCUGCUCUCCCCAUGAAGCUGGCUAAAUAGGUGAGGACGUCCAGUAGUUUCAGACACUCAUAGCGACUUCUUUUUUCUACUUUUGUAGCCCUAUUUUUGCCCUUACAGCGAUUGUAGUUACAAUCUUUAGUCAUAGAUGGCCCUCUUCGCUUAAUUGUCCAUAUAUGUCAUGGGCACAGUUUAAAUCUGUUACUAAUGCUGUAGGUUAUGCUUCUGUCUUUCAUUUGGCUAUAAUGCCUUGCUAGAGAUUCUUAUGUAAUCUCUUGAUAUUUAAUAUAAUUCUCUAUUUCUU